Caenorhabditis sp. 36 PRJEB53466 is the source of this 2282-nucleotide messenger RNA. Lineage: Eukaryota; Metazoa; Nematoda; Chromadorea; Rhabditida; Rhabditidae. The record is from the annotation of a GenBank genome assembly.
AUGAUCUGGCUGAAGCUGCUCGCUUUGGCCUUGCUCGUCGGCGUCGACGCCGCCGAAUCCGAACUGGGAUUCAGAGAGUGUGCCCAGUGCGUUUCCGGACACUUUGUGAGUCAUUUUCCUUCGAUUCUUCACUGAUUUCUCCUGGUUUUCAGCUCCUGAAGCAAUGGUUGAUGCAGGAUUCGCAACGAGGAAUGUCGAUGGGAUGGGUCCAGCAAUGGGAGGGCACCGACUGCGCAAAGGGAAAAAUGAACAUGGUGCAGUGCCAGUAUUCGUGCAUUCAAGUCGAUCUGGAGAGAAAGAACGGAACUGGAUACCUCUAUGAGGGUAAGCUAACUACCGCCGAAAGACUCUUUCAUCUUCAUCUUUUUCAGGACUCAUGAUGGACUGCGCCGAUCAGCUGAUUCACGCGAGCCCAGAGCUCCCGCCCGACAUCGAUUUCCGCGCUUAUCUGGCGAAUGAGUCGUACUCUGGCGAGAGAUCCAACUACCGUAUAACCUACCAUUUCACCACCGAGAGCUCUGGAACCAGGCAGCAAGUGAUGGAGAGAAUGUCCAAGCACACGCUGCCCGUUCUGACGCAGGGCUUCAAGUAUUCCACGUGGCUCGUGAUCCUCUUCGGCUUCAUCAUUAUCAUCUUCAUUUUCUGCGUGAUGUGCUUUCUGGUUCGUGAUGAGGUGCGUUCACGAAAGAGCUUCUUGGGAACUAGUGAUAGGCAGAUUUCAGGGGGUCAGGACACGUAUUCGUCGAGAAACCGAAAUCUCUGGAAAAAGCGACCGCGCGCAGAGGGGAAAGAAUCCGACGGAGCCGAGAAAUGAUAUUGAGAUGAUGGCGAUCGACGAGACUCCUCCAGAAACUGCUCCUCUCUUCAUUCCUGUAGGCCCUAAAAGCGAAUAAUCCAUUCCCUUCUCUAUAUUCCCCCUCGUCGAGUGUUUUUUGAGUCCCACUAGUUUCUAAAUGUUCUUCAAAUCAAAUUCAUUCUCGACUCGACAACUGCGUUUUCUCGCUCUCCAAAUCGAUAUAAUAAAUCACGUGAAUAACGCGAUCUCCUUCUCUUUUCCCCCGGGACACGAACGCUUUCAGCUAAAUUAGCACAUUACGGCGUGACCCUUCCGCUCCUUCUUCUGCCAACUCACUUCUCACUUUUACUCUGACAGCAGCCGGCCCAACAAAAUGACGCAGACGCUGUCGAAAUGCGAGAAGUUGCCGGAUAUUUCGAGACCGCGAUGGGAUCAGAAUACUUUUCAAGGUAUUAAAUAGUUUACAGAAAAUGUUUCACGGAAAACUGCUUAGGAAGAAUGUAUCACUUUUUCUCAACUGCCAAUUGCCUGAAAUUGUUGGCGAGCAACGCGAAACUGGACAGAGCUCGGAGCAUUGUGCUCGAGUACAAACAGGGAAAGUACGAUCCGAACAUGACCGUGGAGGAGCUGUGGGAGGCCAAGACACUCUACGACUCGGCGUUCCAUCCGGACACUGGCGAGAAGAUGUUUCUGCUCGGGAGGAUGAGUGCGCAGGUGCCGUGCAACAUGCUCAUCACCGGAGGAAUGCUCACUUUCUAUCAGAAGUCGGUCCUUUUCUUCUGUUUCGUUUCAUUCCGUUUCAUUCAGGCUCCCACACGUGAUCUUUUUCCACUGGAUCAAUCAGUCCUUCAACGCCAUCGUCAACUACACGAACCGGAGCGGCACCCACAAGCAGGACGACCGAACUCUCAUUCUUUCGUAUUGCGGAGCCACCACUGGCGCCCUCUCCUGUGCUCUAUCCUUCAAUUAUCUGCUCAAGAAAUGGAAGACCGCGCCGCCCCUUCUCGCCCGUUUCGUUCCGUUCGCCGCCAUCGCUUUCGCCAACGCCAUAAACAUUCCGAUGAUGAGAAACAAGUCAGCGUCCUUUUGUGCCGUUAAUUCUCCAAAUACUUCUUUCAGAGAGUUCACAAACGGAAUCCCCGUGGAGGACAUCGAUGGCCGCACCCUCGGCUUCUCGACGGUCGCUCCCGGCCACGCGAUCCCGCAGGUCGUGCUCAGUCGUGUCGGAAUGGCCGUCCCGAAUAUGAUGCUCGGCCCGGUAAUCUUCGAUCAGCUUUCUCGUGCCGCCUGGUACUCUCCUUGGAUGGCCGUCUACCUACAAACUGCUCUCUGCGGAUUCAUGCUCGCCUUUUCUACUCCCGUUUGCUGCGCUCUUUUCCCUCAAAAAAGCUCAAUCCACGUGAAUCAGUUGGAGUUGUCGCUUCAGGAGCACAUCAACAAGCUGCCGAACCCGCCGAAAGUUGUCUAUUAUAAUAAAGGCCUGUAA